This is a messenger RNA of Hyalella azteca, 622 nucleotides long. RefSeq names its product glutathione S-transferase D1. The record is from RefSeq and is a predicted model, not a curated record. Gene Ontology annotation, biological process: glutathione metabolic process. The coding region runs from base 68 to 604 and encodes 178 amino acids. Gene Ontology annotation, molecular function: glutathione transferase activity. NCBI's taxonomy places the organism in Eukaryota, Metazoa, Arthropoda, Malacostraca, Amphipoda, Hyalellidae. The transcript is spliced from 4 exons.
UGCUCGCGUCAGUUCUACUCAGUCUUAUCUUCUGUAACCACAUUACAGGCAUAGCAUCCAUUGAGCCAUGGCACCAAUCGACUUCUACCACUCGCCGUUCUCUCCUCCAAGCCGCGCUUGCCUCCUAACAGCCCGACAGUUGGGUCUCGAUAUCAACAUUAAAGAACUCAACUUGUUGAAGGGUGAACAACUCAACCCUGAGUUUACUCAACUCAACCCUGAACACACUGUACCUACUAUCGUUGAUGGUGACCAUGUUCUGUGGGAAAGUCGCGCGAUCUGUACGUACCUCGCGAUGCAGUACGGCAAGGGCGACUGGCUGUACCCUGAGGAACCCAAGGCGCGCGCCAGGGUCGACCGAGCCCUCAUGUUCGACAUGGGCACGCUGUCUGCGCGCUUCGAAAACUACGUGAUGCCGGUGGUGUUUCAAGGCAAGAAGCCCGACCCAGAGGCGCUCAAGCGCCUCCAAGAAGCGGUGAAAUGGCUCGACAAUUUUCUGGAAGGCUGCAGGUAUUGCGCCGCCUUGCACAUCACAGUCGCUGACCACAGGCUGGCGGCCACUGUCGAGACCAUCAGACAGUGCAAGAUCAGCACCGCCAGGUGAGACAUAGGGACUGUCGAG